Molecule: messenger RNA, 361 nt
Organism: Uranotaenia lowii
Lineage: Eukaryota; Metazoa; Arthropoda; Insecta; Diptera; Culicidae
Gene: Nop10
Product: H/ACA ribonucleoprotein complex subunit 3
Exons: 2
Coding region: 109-303 (64 amino acids)
Biological process (GO): snRNA pseudouridine synthesis; ribosome biogenesis; rRNA pseudouridine synthesis
Cellular component (GO): box H/ACA telomerase RNP complex; box H/ACA snoRNP complex
Molecular function (GO): box H/ACA snoRNA binding; telomerase RNA binding
Source: RefSeq, a predicted model, not a curated record
UUUCUCAAUCCAAAAAUUGAUGUCCGCUUUCAAAACAAAAACGCGUGUUUACCGCAGGCACAUUUGAUUCUCGCCAUCAGAAAGUUUAAGUGAUUUUAAGUGGUAAAAAUGUAUCUCAUGUACUAUUUAAAUGAGAAAGGUGAACGCGUCUAUACGCUUAAGAAACAAGGCCCGUACGAUCUUCCAACACAAUCCGCACAUCCGGCCAGGUUUUCUCCUGAAGACAAAUAUUCCCGCCAGCGUAUCAUCAUCAAAAAGCGUUUCGGUUUGUUGAUAACGCAAACACCGGAACCAGUUUACUAGUUUUCGAUUUGCCUGAUUAGCUUGUAAGAACCACUUGCAAAUACAGUAUGUAAUGGUA